UCUAUUCCGAUUCAAAUGCAGUUAGAAGGAAGUGACCUUCUCGAGACACGCAGUCUCGAACAAGUGCACGGUGCACGUGGACCCGGGGACGGCGUGCGCAGCGCCACCUGCCGACAAUUGUUCGCAAAAUGGCCGCGUCUGUCAAAAGUACGUUGCACUGACAGAAGCGAAUGCUGCAGUAUACGUUGCAUAUACGCGCACAGCAGGUCCAAGCAGAUUGUACGACUACAAAUACCAGUGACUGAAAUCAAGUACAAGGAUGUCAUUGCAACGAAAGUAGAAACACUUGAGAUUAUCUUCAAUGCAAGUAUGGAAAAAAGAGGCAGCGCGGAACUUCUCAGUACGGAGCAAAGCAAUUCAAAGAAUGCCAGUUCGGAUUCCCUCAACUCGGACAGCAAGAGCAGCUCACUCAAUUCGAAGAUAGGCCAUGAAUCGGAGAGCUGGGAAAAAGCGUCGCGUUCAAAAAGCUUUUCUUCAAGCUCCACUUCAACAGAUAAUAAUAUAGUCUCUGCUUUGGAGGCUAAAAAAGAUAAUCAAGUAAAAAAUUUGUCUGGAGGAGACACGGGACCACCGCUCUUGAAUGGAGAACGAGUGCAGGGCAUCGCGCACGAAGUCACCUAUCUGUGUCCUUAUUCGGGGCCGGCCAGGGGGAUCCUUAGUGUUACGAACUACAAGCUUCACUUCCGUAGCAUAGACCGAGAAACGCCUUACGCUGUUGAAGUGCCGUUGGGAGUCGUCAGCCGAAUCGAAAAGGUCGGCGGUGCGUCGAGCAGGGGGGAGAAUUCUUACGGAAUCGAAGUAUUUUGCAAGGACAUGCGGAAUCUCAGAUUUGCUCAUAAGCAGGAGAACCAUUCCAGGCGAGACGUGUUCGAGAAGUUGCAACAGUAUUCUUUUCCAUUAUCUCACAAGUUACCUCUAUUUGCCUUCGAAUACUCUGAGACUUUCUCCGAAAAUGGUUGGAACGUUUACGAACCUAUCGCAGAACUGAAGAGAAUGGGUGUAAAUAACGACAUGUGGAAGAUAUCCAAAAUCAAUGAUACAUAUUCACUGUGCGAUAGUUAUCCAGCGGUUUGGGCGGUACCCGCCGUAGCGACCGACGAGGAUCUUCAAGCAUCCGCGUCUUUUAGGAGCAGAGGUAGACUGCCGGUUCUCUCGUGGAUUCAUCCGGAGAGCCAAGCGACGAUAACUCGUUGCGCUCAGCCGCUGGUGGGCGUCGGCGGUAAACGAAGUCGCGAGGACGAGAGGUACGUUCAGCUGAUAAUGGACGCUAACGCACAGAGUCACAAACUGUUCAUCAUGGAUGCGCGUCCGAUGCCAAACGCAAUAGCGAACAAGGCGAAGGGCGGCGGAUACGAAAGCGAGGAUGCCUACCAGAACGCGGAAUUGGUCUUCCUCGAUAUUCACAAUAUACACGUCAUGAGAGAAAGUCUCAGGAAAUUAAAAGAAUUAUGUUUCCCCACUAUUGACGAAGCUCGAUGGUUGUCGGGCAUCGAAUCAACGAUGUGGCUUAAGCAUAUCAAAUGUGUUCUCGCUGGAGCUGUAAGAAUCGUGGACAAAGUUGAGAAUCACAAGACUUCUGUGUUAGUUCAUUGUUCCGAUGGUUGGGAUCGGACGGCGCAGCUUACAGCUCUCGCAAUGUUGAUGCUAGAUCCAUACUAUAGAACGGUCAAAGGAUUCGAAGUUUUAAUAGAAAAAGAGUGGCUGAGCUUCGGACACAAAUUUCAACAGAGGAUAGGCCACGGGGAUGAACAUCACAGCGAUGCGGAUAGGUCGCCGGUAUUUCUACAAUUCAUCGACUGCGUUUGGCAAAUAAUGCGGCAGUUCCCCAACGCUUUCGAAUUCAACGAACAUUUUUUGAUUACCAUACUUGAUUAUCUCUACUCUUGCAGAUUCGGCACGUUUUUGUUUAGCAGUGAACGCGAAAGAAUGCAGGAGCAGGUGAAACAAAGAACAGUUUCUCUCUGGUCGUACACCAACAGCCAACUACCACUUUACCUGAAUCCUCUCUACCGAUCCGGUACAAACUAUCAGCUUGUUCUGAUACCGGUCGCCAGUAUGCGAUACAUCAAGCCGUGGAAGAGUCUGUAUUGCAGAUGGAACCCCAGCAUGCGACAACAAGAUCCCGUGUAUCAGAGAACAAGGGAGCUUCUAGUCCUGAAGGAGCAACUCGAGAAGCAGCUGGAGGAAGGUCGACGCGAACAGGCCUCCCGCGCGAAUCGAUCCGUGACCUCGCCGGCGCCACCCAGAAUACAUUCCCCGGUUCACAUAUAGCACCGCGGGGAACCUUGACUGACUUGAUUUGUAGUUUUGUAAAUGAGCUGUAAACUUGAUCCGCGCUCGCUCGAGCCAGUACUUUGUAUUCCGCUUGCGGAUGCUAUGUACAAUAUGCUCACCUGAUAAAGAACAAAUCUAGAUUCGUGCG
Ooceraea biroi (clonal raider ant) is the source of this 2422-nucleotide messenger RNA. It is a transcript of the gene mtm, whose product is annotated as phosphatidylinositol-3-phosphate phosphatase. The record is from RefSeq and is a predicted model, not a curated record. Gene Ontology annotation, biological process: phosphatidylinositol dephosphorylation. Lineage: Eukaryota; Metazoa; Arthropoda; Insecta; Hymenoptera; Formicidae. Gene Ontology annotation, molecular function: phosphatidylinositol-3,5-bisphosphate 3-phosphatase activity; phosphatidylinositol-3-phosphate phosphatase activity. Gene Ontology annotation, cellular component: cytoplasm; membrane.